CACGACGUUGGAGUCGUAACCUGUACUUCGUCAUUCCCACACGGUUCAACAUUUAUAUUCUAUUUAUUUAUUCUCGUUUUCACAUCACAAUAGUACUCGAAAUUUUCUACCUUCUCCUUCUUCUCUUGAUCCACCGAUAGUGAAAAGAAUUCAAACGCUUCGAGAAUUGCGAUGGCGAAGAACAAUCUAAGAGUUAGUAUGGAAGUUGGAAACGAUGGAGUUGCUGUAAUCAAGAUUUUGAAUCCACCUGUUAAUGCAUUAGCUCCUCCAAUUUUAGCAGGAUUGAAGGAGAAAUAUGCAGAAGCUAUGAGAAGAAAUGAUGUUAAAGCUAUAGUUCUUACUGGUGAGGGCGGGAGAUUUUCUGGUGGUUUCGACAUCAGUGUUUUUGGGCUUGUUCAUCAAACUGGGGAUCUUUCUAAGCUCCCUGACGUAUCUGUUGAACUUGUGUGCAACACAAUUGAAGAUGCCAAAAAGCCAUCAGUGGCUGCUAUUGAAGGACUUGCACUUGGAGGUGGUUUAGAAUUGACAAUGGGAUGCCAUGCGCGUAUUGCAACACCCAAAGUUCAGCUUGGCUUGCCAGAGCUUACACUUGGUGUUAUCCCUGGAUUUGGAGGAACUCAACGACUUCCAAGGCUGGUAGGGACACCAAAGGCUAUUGAAAUGAUGUUGACAUCAAAGUUUAUCAUGUCUGAAGAAGGGAACAAGCUUGGUCUCAUUGACGCCAUUGUAUCUAAAGACGAGUUGCUGAGAGUAGCAAGGCGCUGGGCUUUGGACAUUGCUGAGAGACGUAAACCUUGGAUAUCUUCUCUUCAAAGGACUGAUAAGCUUGGUUCUUUGUCUGAAUCACGUACAGUAAUUCAAGCUGCAAGAGAACAGGCUAAAAGGACUGCUCCAAAUAUGCCUCAGCACCAAGCGUGCCUUGAUGCUGUUGAGGAGGGAAUUGUUUUUGGAGGAUAUUCUGGUGUCCUGAAGGAAGUGAAACUAUUCAAUGAACUGGUUUUAUCAGAUACCUCAAGAGGUCUUGUCCAUUUCUUUUUUUCCCAGCGUGCAAUUUCAAAGGUACCUAAUGUUACUGAUAUUGGACUCAGACCUAGGCCUAUAAAGAAAGUCGCUGUCAUUGGUGGAGGUUUGAUGGGUUCCGGAAUCGCCACAGCUCUUAUCCUAAGCAAUGUAUCUGUUGUCCUUAAAGAAAUCAACCCUGAGUACCUGCAGAAGGGAAUUAAAACAGUAGAAGGAAAUCUUCGAAGUUUAGUGGCAAGAGGAAAACUAACAGAAGAUAAGGCGAAGAAAGCCCUCUCAAUUCUUACAGGCGUGUUGGACUAUUCAGAAUUUAAGCAUGUGGAUAUGGUGAUAGAGGCUGUUAUCGAGAGUAUUCCACUGAAGCAGUCAAUAUUUAAUGAACUUGAGAAGUUCUGCUCUCCAAACUGCAUUUUGGCAUCAAAUACAUCUACUAUUGAUCUCAAUGUUAUUGGAGAAAAGACGAGCUCUCAAAAUCGUAUUAUAGGUGCACAUUUUUUCAGUCCUGCACAUGUGAUGCCUCUCCUGGAGAUUGUUCGAACUGAUAAGACCUCUGCCCAAGUAAUUCUUGAUCUCAUGACAGUUGGCAAGGCCAUAAAGAAAGUUUGUGUGGUAGUAGGAAACUGCACAGGCUUUGCAGUCAACCGUACCUUCUUUCCUUACACACAGGGGGCACACAUUUUGGCAAACUUGGGUGUGGAUGUGUUCAAGAUUGACAGAUUGAUCAGCAGUUUUGGCAUGCCGAUGGGCCCCUUUCAGCUUCAGGAUUUAGCUGGAUAUGGAGUAGCAAUGGCAGUAGGCAAAGAGUUUUCCACUGCUUUCCCAGAUCGGACUUUCAAGUCUCCACUGGUUGAGCUGCUGCUCAAAGAUGGGCGAAAUGGUAAAAAUAAUGGAAAAGGAUAUUAUAAAUAUGUAAAGGGAAGCAAACCAAAACCCGAUCUUACUGUUCUUCCUAUCAUUAAGGAGUCUAUUAAACUUACUAAUCUUAUGCCUGGUGGAAAGCCCUUAUCUUUGAGUGAUCAAGAAAUAGUGGAGAUGAUAAUGUUCCCAGUGGUGAAUGAAGCAUGUCGUGUUUUGGAUGAAGGAGUUGUUGUCCGAGCAUCAGAUCUUGAUGUUGCAUCUAUCCAUGGAAUGAGUUUCCCUUCCUACCGCGGUGGUCUUGUAUUUUGGGCUGAUACUGUUGGAGCUAAACAUAUAUACUCAAGUCUCAAGAAGUGGUCAGAAAUGUACGGCAACUUCUUCAGACCAUCAAAGUUCUUAGAAGACAGAGCAAUGAAAGGAAUUCCAUUGAGUGCACCUGCGUCAACAUCUCAAGCUGCAAAAUCACGCCUAUAAGUGGAAGUUAUUGUGCGGGAAACAAAUGUGGAAACCAGAAUUUUGUUUUUUAUGAAGAAAAAUCCUUGCCUAUAUCAUAAUGAGUUUAUAUUCCCCAAAGGCCCGCUUCUCCAGAGGGCAACACACUCCUUAGUUCGUGUCUGGGUUUAUUGUAUUCACAAAACAAUAUAACAUUAGAAACCAAUAAAUGUACAAUUUAGAAUCUGGGGAUAAAAGAAUGUUUCAAGAACUAUUGCUUUCUUCUUUUUUUCUUCAAAUAAUCUGUAGCUUAUUAUUAUUACUGUUCACUUUUGGCUCUUCCUAAAAACCUACAGAUUUUGUCA
Molecule: messenger RNA, 2675 nt
Organism: Papaver somniferum (opium poppy)
Lineage: Eukaryota; Viridiplantae; Streptophyta; Magnoliopsida; Ranunculales; Papaveraceae
Product: peroxisomal fatty acid beta-oxidation multifunctional protein AIM1-like
Exons: 18
Coding region: 172-2352 (726 amino acids)
Biological process (GO): fatty acid beta-oxidation
Cellular component (GO): peroxisome
Molecular function (GO): (3S)-3-hydroxyacyl-CoA dehydrogenase (NAD+) activity; NAD+ binding
Source: RefSeq, a predicted model, not a curated record